UCUAGUUUUGAAGCCCAGGGCUGCUGGGGGUGUGAGUGACAAGAUUUACAAGUGGCCUUAUUCCAUCUCCAGAAAUUCCUCAGCCGGGUUCUUACUUACACACAGUCCUGAAGUGACAGGAAACAUGCCAACUCAAUCCCUCUUAGUGUAUAUGGAUGGACCAGAAGUUAUUGGCAAUUCUCUUGGCACCCAGAUGGAGCUAGAUGAUGCCAUGUCAAUAAAAGGGACCGCUGCUGUUCCUUUCAGAGCCACGCAAGAGAAAAAUAUUAUCCAAAUUGAAGGCUAUACGCCCUUGGACUGCAUGUUUUGCAAUCAGACCUUCACACACUCUGAAGACCUUAACAAACACGUCUUAAUGCAGCACCGGCCCAUCCUCUGUGAGCCCGCAGUUUUGCGUGUGGAAGCGGAGUAUCUCAGUCCUCUUGAUAAAAGUCAGGUGCGGACAGAACCUCCCAAGGACAAGAGCGGCAAAGACAACGAAGACUUGAGCUGCGAAGUGUGCGGGCAGACGUUCAGAGUCGCUUUUGACGUGGAGAUCCACAUGAAGAAACAUAAGGACUCCUUUACCUAUGGGUGCCACGUGUGUGGACGGAGGUUCAAGGAGCCCUGGUUUCUGAAGAACCACAUGCGAACACACAACGGCAAGUCGGGGGCCAAGAGCAAGCUGCAGCAGGGCUCCGAGAGCCCGGCCACCAUCAACGAGGUGGUCCAGGAGCAGGCCGCUGAGAGCAUCUCCUCUCCUUACAAGAUCUGCAUGGUUUGUGGCUUCCUAUUUCCAAAUAAAGAAAGUCUAAUUGAUCACAGGAAGAUGCACACCAAAGACGCGGCUUCCGGUGGCAGCAGUACGCAGGCGGACGCUCAGCUGGCGGGGGUGCCAGCCCCCCGAGACGAGUUCCUGCAGUUCCUAAACUUGAGGCCCAAAGCGCACCCUGAAACCGGCAAGCAGCCCACCAGAUGGAUACCUCAGCUCGACCCCUUCACCACCUACCAGGCCUGGCAGCUGGCCACCAAGGGCAAAGUCGCCGUCUGCCGGGAGGUGAAGGAGCAGCCCGGGCAGGAAGGAAGCACCGACAACGAUGAUUCGGACAAAGAAGAGCUUGGAGAAAUCUGGAAUGCGAGCAAGAGCCAUCCCGAAGGUUCUGGAAAGUCCAGAACAGGUAGGAGCGGUUGUGCAGGCCUCUCCCAGGAUAAGGAGAAGGCUAGACAUGCCAAUGGUGAAGUGCCUUCCGGGGACCCGGACCCCAAGUUGUCCGGUAACAAAGAGAAGCCCACGCAUUGCUCCGAGUGCGGCAAGGCUUUCAGGACCUACCACCAGCUGGUGCUGCACUCAAGGGUCCACAAGAAGGACCGGAGGAUGGACGCUGAGUCGCCAACCAUGUCUGUGGACGGAAGGCAGCCAAGGACGUGUUCUCCAGACCUCACCGGUACCCUGGACGAAAGCGGAGCCGUGGACCGGGAAGGCGGUUCCGAAGAUGGAUCCGAGGACGGACUUCCCGAAGGGCUCCAUUUGGAUAAAAAUGACGAUGGAGGCAAAAUAAAGCAUCUUACAUCCUCAAGAGAAUGUAGUUACUGUGGAAAGUUUUUCCGUUCAAAUUAUUACCUCAAUAUUCAUCUCAGAACGCAUACAGGUGAAAAACCAUACAAAUGUGAAUUCUGUGACUAUGCUGCGGCCCAGAAGACCUCGCUGCGGUAUCACUUGGAGAGACAUCACAAAGAUAAGCAGGUCGACGCGGCCGCCGAGGUCAAGAGUGACGGGAAAAACCAGGAGACCGAAGAUGCACUACUCACCGCCGACAGUGCGCAAACCAAAAAUUUGAAAAGAUUUUUUGAUGGUGCCAAAGAUGUUAAAGGCAGCCCACCUGCCAAGCAACUUAAGGGGAUGUCCCCUGCCUUUCAGAGUGUCCUGGGCAGCGCUGUCCUCUCGCCAGUACACAAAGAUACUCAGGAUUUCAAUAACGCAGCCGAAGACAAUGUUGAUAAAAUGAGCAAAAACCCUGUCCCUGCUUACUUGGACAUGUUAAAGAAGAGACCAGCCGUUGGACCUCAGGCCAGUAACCUCGUCUGCAGAACAGAAGUGGAUGUCCCUCCUCCUCCUCACCCUGAUGCCACCACCACCCAGAAUGCCGAAGUCGUGAAGGCAGAGGUGGCAGCGGACGGCAGAGUCAAGCCAAGCAUGGACUGUCAAGAAAAACCUUUAAAUCUAUCCCUCGGGGCGCUUCACAGCUGCCCAGCAAUUUCUCUGAGCAAGAGUUUAAUCCCUAGUAUUACCUGCCCGUUUUGUACCUUCAAGACCUUUUAUCCAGAAGUUUUAAUGAUGCACCAGCGACUGGAGCAUAAAUAUAAUCCCGACAUUCACAAAAACUGUAGAAACAAGUCUUGGCUUAGAAGCAGACGCACUGGCUGCCCACCUGCUUUACUGGGAAAAGACGUGCCUCCCUUGUCCAGUUUCCCCAAGCCCAAGCCCAAGCCCACCUUCCCGGCUCAGUCCAAGACCCUGCCGUCAGAGAAGGGGAAGCCCGCCCCCCCGGGGCCAGGUAAAGCCUCUCUGACCUCAGGGACCGACUCUAGCACUUUAGCCCCCAGUAACCUGAAGUCGCACAGGCCACCGUCCAGCGUCGGGGCGCAGGGGGCUCCGGCCGCCAGGCAGCAGCCGUCGGAGGUGUUUUCUAAAAGCGGAGUUUCUCCUGCCCUGGAGAAAACGAAGAGGCCAGAGACGAAGUUCAAAGCCCCGGGCGUCUCCGUGUCCCAGCCGGCGCUGGGCAGCAGCACCAUCAACGGCUCGGACUUCCCAGCCAAGCACGACGGCCCGUGGGUGCCCCCGGGAAGGGACUACUUCUGUGGGCGGAGUGCGGGCGGCGCCGGCCCGGAGCUUGGCGAGCCGCUUCCCAAGCGGCCCAAAGCCGGGCCGGCGGCCCUGGACGCGGAGCAGCCCGGACCUCACUACAGAAGGGGCCUCGACCUGCCGAAGUACCAGGUGGUCCGCGGAAUCACGUCGCUGCUGCCGCAGGAGUACGCGUGCCCGCCACCGGCGGUGCUGCCCCCCAAGCCGCGGUUCCUGGCCUCGGGGGAGAUAGACUCCGCCAACGUGCUGACUGUGCACAAGCCGUACAGCGGCCCGGGCCCGCUGUAUACGUGCGCCCCCGCGGGAGCGGCGGCCGGCGUCGCGCUGGAAGGAAAAAGGCCUGUGUCGUAUCAACACUUGUCUAGCAGCAUGCUGCAGAAGAGGAGCUAUGAGAGUUUUAUGGGGAAUGCACAUUAUCGACCAAAUGACAAAAAAACUUGAUUUCCUAUUUUGGGGAAGAAAGGUCUCGACGAUGGAUGUGUGUUCUCUGCGUGAAGUUAAAUUAGUUCAUCCUUGGAGAAAGCAAGUGGUGAAAGCUACUGAAAUAAGCUGUGAUUGUACUGUACAUAGAACACAGGAACACUACAGUGCUGUAACGUUCUGUUCACUUUUGUACCAAAUAGCAAUAAAAAACUAUAGUUGGAACAGUUGAGUUGUACACAGAUGGAGACUGGAAACCUCUAUUUUGUCCCUGAAUAAUAUUUUUUUUAGAAUUGACCAAAUAAGUGGAGUUUUUGCAUACUUGAGCGCUGCU
Pteronotus mesoamericanus is the source of this 3596-nucleotide messenger RNA. RefSeq names its product zinc finger protein 217 (gene ZNF217). The transcript has 5 exons. Gene Ontology annotation, biological process: regulation of DNA-templated transcription. NCBI's taxonomy places the organism in Eukaryota, Metazoa, Chordata, Mammalia, Chiroptera, Mormoopidae. Gene Ontology annotation, cellular component: nucleus. Gene Ontology annotation, molecular function: RNA polymerase II cis-regulatory region sequence-specific DNA binding; DNA-binding transcription factor activity, RNA polymerase II-specific. Bases 125 to 3283 code for a protein of 1052 amino acids. The record is from RefSeq and is a predicted model, not a curated record.